Mycena citricolor is the source of this 1102-nucleotide messenger RNA. The record is from the annotation of a GenBank genome assembly. NCBI's taxonomy places the organism in Eukaryota, Fungi, Basidiomycota, Agaricomycetes, Agaricales, Mycenaceae.
CUGCUCUCAUGUCCCGUCCAAUCUUCUCUGUGUUUGGUGCCACGGGUACUCAAGGUACACGUUCGACCCAUCUCAGGUUCCAGACUCACUCAGCCGAGUCAUACUAUAAUGCAGGCUCAAGCGUCAUCAAUGCCAUCCUCACCGAUGGGACCUUCCAGGCUCGCGCGAUCACCCGCAACCCGACCUCGAGCGCAGCGCAGGCCCUCGUCAAGCGCGGCGUAGAUGUCGUUCAGGGUGAUACGUGUGCCGACUUCCAGACGUUGCUCGAUGCCUUGCAGGGGAGCAAAGUUGUGUUUCUAGUCACGGUCCUUGUCGCUUUUGGUGCCACAGUCGACGAGAAGACGCAAGGAAUCAACGUUGUCGAGGCUGCAAAGAAGGCGGGUGUCGAGUUUCUCGUAUUCAGCUCUCUUCCGAGUGUCGUCGAGGUUUCACAAGGCAAAUACAAGGGAGUUGUGCACUACGAUCACAAGGCUCAAGUCGAACAGUACCUCAAAACCGCCGGACUUGCGCACGCAUCAGUGCUCGCUGGCUCAUUUCUGGAAAAUCUCUGGACCUUCGGUGCGCUGAAGAAAGCGGAACCAGGCUACGAGCUCUCCGUUCCUUAUCCGCCUGGUGCAAAGGAGAUAUUCACCUGGGGAGGCCGCGAUGUGGGCGUUGUCGCGCUUGCUUUGGCCAAAGCCUAUGCCAGUGGAAACAAUACUAUUGUUGGCAAGUCGUACCCGAUUGUCAAUGCCUGGACCACCUACACACAGUUUGUCAAGUUGAUCGAGCAGAAGCUCGGAGUCCCCGUGAAAUUUGUACAGACACCUCCUAGUGGGGUCCAGUCUAUCGACGAGAUGUAUGCUGCGCAUGAAGAAUAUGAGGGCUUGUUGGGUGGGACGUCGAUUCCGAGCCCAGAUCUGGUUGCGCUGGGCGUUCAGCUUGGAACGUUGGAGGAAUUUCUGGAGGAGGAAGUGAAGACCCGUUUUUCAGCCUGAAUUUAAGCGAUUUGACACGGAUUCGCGUAUCAUCAGUAUUAUCACUUUGUUCCAUGAUGGAUCUGAUGUCGAGUAUCUGCCAUGCAUCAAUCGCUAUAUUAUCAGAGAAUUCCACGAUAAACCGG